Petromyzon marinus (sea lamprey) is the source of this 4919-nucleotide messenger RNA. RefSeq names its product protein FAM3C-like. The record is from RefSeq and is a predicted model, not a curated record. Lineage: Eukaryota; Metazoa; Chordata; Hyperoartia; Petromyzontiformes; Petromyzontidae.
AUCAUUUGUAUGCUUCAUCACUGCACACACACUAUGUUUGUGGACUGAAAUGUUGCUUUGCACAUUUUAAAACCUUAUUGCGUUCCCUUUACAGUGCAUUCUCACCGUCAUCGUCAUCAUUGUCGACAUACUGCCUUUGGUCAAAAUCACCGGCAGCGUGUCCGAGUUCAUCCCUAUCUCGAAAGCGGAGUAGGAGUAGAGUCUGAGUAAUUGCUUUGGAUGCGUGACCACCAAGCCCAGGGGUCGGCAAACCAAAAUAACAAGAAGAGCCGUUCGUUUAGAAUUUGGUAAAAAUAUAGAAAUAUUUCAAGAGACGAAAUGCGCGUUAAUAACGUCACGAAGCCGUCUUUGUGUCUAACGUUCCUCCUGGUGUGGUUGUGUCAACAUGAGCGUGGGAGAGACAGUCAGUCAAAGUGCAAAUUCUGACCACACCGCCACCCACAAGCCCUUGUGUGCCGUUGCGGCUUCCAUAGGUGCUCACGAACAGACACACACACACCUGUCGGACUCGCCACCACGCCACUACCUUUAGCACUAUCCCCCCUAGCCCAGGGGUCGGCAACAAAAAAUAGCAAGAACCAUUUUUUUCUAAUUUUUGUUUAAAAAAAAAGUCAAUAUUUCGAGAGCUGGAAAAGCCCGUGAAUAACGUCACGGAGCGGUCCUUCAAGAGCCGCAGUUUGUCGACCCCUGACGAUGCCGAACAGGUUUUUGUUGAAGGCCGUCUUCUGGGGAAAUGUUUGUGGGCUGCAGAAAACAGUGUGGCAAGAACCAUUCUUGUACGGACCUCUUUAAGUUGGUUCGCUGGAGAAGUGAAGCAUUGUAUUUUCCGGUGCCCAUUCAACAAUGAGGACUUCAGCGAUGAUACGCAUGCUGCUGGCCGGGACUAUAACGGUGCUGGUGCUGUAUUUAGGCCACCGGAUGGUGGAGAGCAGGUUUCACAAGAAUCUGCGAUUCCUCGUCGACGACACAGUCGGCACUCCUCGGCGAUCAGACCCGAAGCUGCUCGGUUACAAAUGCGGGCUUGCCGAGGCGUGCCCGGAGAAACACUUCGCCUUCCGAUUGCUCUCCGGGGCAGCCAACAUCGUGGGACCCAAAAUCUGCCUGGAGGAUCAGAUAAUUAUGAGCAGCGUGAAAAACAACGUCGGGAGGGGGAUGAAUAUUGCUGUGGUGAAUGGAAUGACGGGUGAACUCACGAUUACAAAGUCAGUGGACUUGUGGGGAGGGGAUGUUAAUGAUCUCAUCAUCUUUCUGAAGAGCAUACAGCAUGGGUCCAUCGUUAUGAUCGCGUCCUUUGAUGACGCGGCCAGCAAGUUGAACGACGAGGCUCGGAAUAUGCUGAUGGAGUUGGGUAGCAGCUUCAUCGGUAACUUGGGAUUCCGUGACAGCUGGGUCUUUGUGGGAGCCAAGGGCAUCAGGAUGAAGAGCCCAUUUGAAAGGCACAUCAAAAAUAACAAGGAGACCAACAAAUACGAGGGCUGGCCCGAGCUGAUCGAACUCGAAGGAUGCGUCCCACAGAAAGUGGAAUGAUGGGCCCAUCUUUGCCUCCCGCAAGUUUGAGCGCAGCGCGAAACGUUUUGACGCGCGCAUGUUACGUAUACGUUUACCGUUUCAGGAAUGUUAUAAAUAUUUUUUUAAUUGAAGCUAUAUUUAAUUUAAUCGGAUUUAUGCGCGGCGGAGAGUCUCGCCCGCCCAUCCGUCGUCUGGUCUCUCUCUGUACAAUCCGCGGGAACAGUUUAUGUGAAUCUUGUAACGAUAGCCGGCUGCUUGCGCUCAUUAGCCGAACGAAGCACAAUUAAGUUUAUUUUCGGCGUUUGGCGCACACGCGCGAGGAGAGAUCGAGGUCCGUGCAAUUUUCAUAUCACUUACCGCUCGCGCACGGGGACUCUCAAGCGAAAAUCUACGCCGGUUUUUUACUUUCCUCCCCCGGCACGUUCACUGCUCGGGUUCCCUUUGGGUCCCGUUAUUAUUUACAAGCCCUCCAGCAACGGCCUACUUGGAAACACUUUGGGCUAAGCAUUGCCAAGACUGUACACUAGAUAUGCCACUUACACAUUUCUCGCGCGUCCAACGGAUACGUUUUCCGCAAUCAGCAUUUUCUGUUUUAAUUCCCGUACCCGAUUGAAUGUAUAAUGAGCGUGUAGGUGAUUCGUGGAGGUGGAGAGGAGGGUAGGGGGGGGGUGGGGGCUCUGCUGGUUUGAUAUUUAUGUUCGCCUUGUUAUGGUGUUGGAGUUACUUUUCUAAAAACUUUAUCGCGGAGAAUUGUCAACUGUAGUGACCUCCUCCGUGGCACCAAGUGCUGCUUCAGGCCAUUUCGAUUUUUAGGUGCGAAAACCACGUCGAGCCUCUUCCUCUUUUGCAGGAGGGGGGGGAGGGAGGAGGUCCUGUUUUUAAGUUGUUUGAUCGAUAAUAGUUUUCCUUUCCUCUUCACGUUUGUAUUUGGGAGGAAACCCGGAGUUCCCGAAGAACCCCGCGAACAGACGUGUGGGCAACGACGCUCACAACUCUGCAACGAGUUUGUCGGGCAAAACCUCCUUGCUGUACUUGCCCCGCUCCCGUAGGCACAAGCACGGCCUUGCACCGUUGCCAUGUCAAUCACCGGUCGACCGGAGACCCCCCCCCCCCGCUCCCCUCCCUCCGCGGAGCCGCUGGCUUACUGGCAUGCCCUGGCCAGACCGUUUUGGUUAGCGAUGGGCAAAAUGCUAAAACUGCAUUGAUCGGGUGGGGAGGCGUGCGUAAUAGUCCUCCUAAUGUCGUUCGUGGUUCUGUGAUGUCAUGCCAGUGGCAAUGAGCAAUAACUUGAAGCUGGAUUGUACGUACGUUGAAAAAAAAAAAGUGAUUUGCAAUCAUCGUGCCGACCAGACUGCUGUGGAAUCGCUUUAAACUUAAAUCAAAAAUACUAAAUUGGACUCGUAUGGAUUUACUUCUAACGUUAUUCUAAAUCAAAUAGUGCAAAAUAUAUAAAUAAUGUGUGCGUGCAACGGGAUUGGCUAUCAUGUGGUUGGCGGUGAACUGAAACGGCAGCCUGAAGCGUGGAUUAUUUUUUUUAGACACGUUGAUGAAGUUUAUAGAAAGGAAGACGUUUUAAUAAUUAGGCUUUUGAAAUCCGGCAUUUGGGAGACCCUAGAACGAAAUUCUUCUCCAUUGGGUUGAAUUUUUUCCCCCCUCUUGUAAAAUAUCGUGACAUUUUGUAUGCAUCGGUUUUUUUAGCCAAUUUUGGAAAUGUAAUACUUGACAUAUGGGUGGCAAUGCUACCUAAUGUAGAGUUGUCAUAAUUUGAACGCCUUUUGUAUACAUGCCUACCGUUAAAAAUGCAUAUUACUCCCACGAUAGGCGGUGAAACUAAUGUCACGGGUUGGCCCUGAAGGCCAGCCAUGCAGAGCCUUUGCGUGCAAAAGUAUCGCGCAUCGUUGUCUUCACGAUUUCGUUGUGUUUGUGUUCCGGAUUCGGCAUCAUGCCGUGUUUAUAUUCCAGAGCAUUUUGUUGUUGUUGUUGGUCUCAAUCCCCGCUGCAUGACGAGAGCCCCCGCGGUCAUGCCUCGUUGGCCACGUGGGAUGUUAUGGCCGUGCAUCACAACGCUGGUCAGCAUGGAUUUGUUGGGUUAGGGGAGGAAGUGCAGAAUUACAAUGGGUUUGGCUGCACUGCCUUCCCGUCUACUGCACACAAUGUCUGCGUGUUCCUCACUCAUUUUCAGAGGGGGGGGGGGAGGGGGCGGCCCCUUUCGGCGAUAAGUUAUCGGCUUGAGGGCCGCCACAUCGCUACUGAAAAAAGGGGUGUUUUUCCAUUGUUUUGUAUUGCUGGGGACUGGCAGUGGCCCCCCGCGGGCCUUACAAAUGAAUAAUUCUGGUCUAUUACAUCUGUGUUGGCAACUCUUAUGCAUGGCGGUCACCAAUUCGAGCACUGAUCAGACUCAAACCAGCUUUGCUUCUCAAUUCGGGCGCACUGCGGGUGUUUUGGUCAAAGGCCUCACUUCUACACACUGACGCAUCCGCGAGAGACGGGCUUUUAAUAAUUAAAUUAGCCUGGAAUUUUCCUCAACUGCCGAACCAAUAUUGGAGAAUUCGCUGCCAUUUUAAUUACCUCUAAUGCUAGGGGAUGAGAGUUCUUCUCGGAUCAAAACCGACACCAGGCCUCUAAAUCGGUUUUAUUUUUCAUUGUAAAACACGAGAGCGAGACUUUCUUUCGUUCUUUCUCCACAAUGUUGUCCCGAUUUUGUGCUAUCGGCGCCGCGCUACUGUGGGAUGUAAGCGUCCGUUCGGAAACCUCUCGCGGCACAGUGCAAUGGAGAACGGCCCACGGCAAGUGGAUGCCGCGGAGCUAACGCUGAGGUGCUUUUUCAAGACACCGCGGCGGGGAAAUCGGCGGGACCACCCGUCCCGGCGACAACAAACUCGAUCGGAUGGCGCUCCACCGACAAAAACAUUAAUUUGCUGGGCGCAAUCCGCUCUUGUCAAAGAACGUGGCGGCGAUGUUCCUUGCGGACUGGCGCGCUCAGCCUCUAUCCCCUGCGUGCACAUGGCACGAGCGCUGCUGGUGCCAUCGUUCACGGCGUGUUGCGCACGGGCACUGCACGGAUGAACGAACAGUAGCUGGUCAUGUGACGGUGCGUCAAUCAGAAUCCAUUUUACACGGACGCGAUGCAGAUGACAGGCAGCACAAACGCGAGAUUGAGACCAGACGUACGACACUCGCAAUGUAAAAAUGUGACACGGGACGCGACAUGGGAUGAAGGUGUACGAUCCAAAUGAGACGGUGCAAAUCCGCCAUGCGAUUCCUGCAGUAACAUGAAGUAUGGGACCUAUAACACAACGAGACGGAGCGUACAAGAUCUUGCAAUAAAUUACCAACUGCACGUGAAUUCCAAAACGAGACGAUGCAAACAAGAUGGUCCAAACUAAAUAAACUCUAACUGAUUCUUGCAA